GGGGGGGGGGGGGGGGGGGGGGGGGCAGGUAGUUGUGUUAUUGGCAAAGAUAGAGGUACUUGAAAGAAGAGAGUUGGUUUGGUGAGAGAGUCUUGACUCAUGAUUUAGGAGAUUGCUAAAGAGUUGAUGAGGGGUAAGAGGAUCUAGGAGGGUAGUUAACGAAGUGACUAGUGAUUUACAAUCAGUGCCCAGCCCUGCCAAGAGAUAGAUUGUAAAUUCAAAAUCGGUGAGUGGGUGGCCUGCAGCACCAAGUUGAGAGGAGAGAUUUUUUGCUCUAUUAAAGUAGUAUGAAAUCAAUUCGGGUCCUUUCCCAAAGUUGGCUAGUUGAAACUUUGUAUGCAUGUUGUUUGCAAAGGAUUGAGCUGAGAACAAGUUUUGUAAUAUCGUCCAGACUUGUUGCAAAGUAGUGCAGUCGAGCACUUGACUCAAGACAGGUUCGGAGAGUGAGGAGUUAAUUGCAGAAAUGACAAGUUGGUCUUGCAAAAUCCAUUGAUCAUAGGCUGGAUUGGAUUUGCCGUCGAGUUGAGAUGUAGGCAUGGGAUGAGAACCAUCAACAUAAUCAUAAAGUUUUUGACCUUUGGGGAAGGGGACUAUUUGGGCUUUCUAUAGAAGAUAGUUUUCUAUGGUGAGUUUGAUAUUGAUAGACUCAGUUGCUGCAGUAAUGAUAGAGGGACUUGCAGUGAGAGAUUUACCAGGGGACUCCACUGUAAAGGGGACGUUUGUCCUUAGAAGCUCUGACUACCAUGAAGAAACAAGUGACUCACAAAAUGUUUGAAUAAAUGCCAUAUAGAGAACACAGAGAAGGCUGCAGCAAAUACUUCUUUUCUUUUCUCAUUACAUCGUAUACAAUAGGUUCUCCUAUUUAUAGAUACAAAAGAAUAACAAAUAGAAUAUUCUUCACUCAGUACAUGACAGCUGUCUUAUUACACAGCAGUAUUACAAACGCUAGUGCUCUGUUGGUGUGCGCUCUGCUGCAUUUUGUUGUGACGCAGGUGCUCUGUUGGUGUGCACUCUGCUGCAUUCGGUUCUGUUGGUGUGCACUCUGCUGGGAGAUGCCUUAAUAGUGACGAAUGAAGGAGAUAGACGUACGGGUCUAUAUAUAGCUGGAAUAGAUUGUGGUGAAGAAGAUCAACUAGCUGGUUAAAUGCCGCCAAUUAAGAACUUUUUGGGCUCCUAGAAUCAGGAUUUAUCAAAUGCAAAGCAAGAAUAUAGGAAAAGUAAGGGAAAAGACCAAGGCCAAAAGAUUUAUUUUUUGUUUAAAAAGUAAAACUAACUGCAAAUGUUGCUGAAGCAAAAAAUAAUAUGGCAAUACUUGGCCUUGCCUCUCAAUUUGCUUUUAUCCCAAUUUCAUAAUUGACGUUAGACUCUAAAAUUUCUUAAUGGUCAUGUAAGUGAGUAAACCUAGGAGAUUUACGAAGGAAUAUUGUAGCAUAUAUAUACACACACAUAUAUAGAGAGAGAGAGAGAGAGUAGGGCACGAAGAACGAUACACAUAUUUCGAUCGCAAAGGAACACCCAAAAGCAGAUUUUCAGAUUAACGUCCUCAUCAACAUGGCCGGCCCACCACCGACGAAUCCAGCUCCUGAAGUGACAAGAUUUACGAGAGAUCUGCCACCAGCUCACUACAUUUUGAAGAUUGAGUCACUCUCAAAAAUCAUACAGAUGUUGCCAGGGGAGAAAAAGCCCAAGUAUGACUCAGAGGUUUUCGAAUGCGGUGGCUAUAAAUGGAAAUUAUCUCUCUACCCAAUUGGAAGAAAAGAAUGUGACAACGCUGAAAAUAUUUCACUCUACUUGGCAAUUGAAGAUACAGAUUCUUUACCUCUUUGUUGGGAGGUUAAUGCAAUGUUCAAAUUGUUUGUGUUGGAUCAGAUUCGAGGCGAGUACUUGGCCGUCCAAGAUGAUAAGGGGAAAAUAAGGCGUUUUAAUGCAAUGAAAACUGAAUGGGGAUUUGCUCAAUUUCUCCCCUUUACUAAGUUUGGUGAUGCCCAAAGUGGAUACCUUUUUUAUGACUGCUGCGUAUUUGGUGCUGAGGUUUUUGUCAUAAAAUGUACUGGUAAGGGGGAGCGUAUCUCCAUGUUGAGUCCUCCAAUCAAAGGUUACUGCUGUUGGGAGAUUGGAAAGUUUUCAGCAUUAAAUGUGGAAUGUUUGUCAAAAGAGUUCAAAGUUGGGGAACGUAAAUGGUAUGUGUCGUUUUAGCUCAUAUUUUGCAUGUAGUACUAGUAAUUAAGUACUACUGUUCCCAAAUUUUUACCUCUAUUAAUUCCAUCGAUGAACAUAGGGAGUUAAAGCUAUAUCCGAAAGCAGUUUCAGCUGACGAUGGUGAAAGUUAUAUCAAGUUGUUUUUGUCAGUGUCACGUUGGGAUCAAACUCCCCCAAAAGGAAAAUUGUAUGCUAAAUAUAUUCUACGUAUAAGGGACCGAAGAGUUAAUGGAAAACAUGAGGAAGUAACAGGUAAGCUAGCUCCCAUUUUGGUGUCUUGUUAUAUAAUCAAAAGGUACUCUUGGUACAAUCGAUAAAUUGUGAUUAGGAAAAUAAACGUUAUAUAUUAAUAAGAAUAAGUUAUUUCAAUAUUUUUAAUGGCUUUCUCUUGUUAAAGGACAGAAAAAAAAAAAAAAUGCUUUCAAGUUUUUUUUUACACACCCAACAUAUCAUUGAAGUGGAUUCCGUUACGAUGAAAAACUAUCGAUGCUUAUGAUAGUGGCGUGUUGACGCACUACUAGGCUUGCAAGUAUCAAAACUCUAGAUGAUAUUCAAAUGGUUGAAAGUAGUACUUCCAUUGAUGAAAAAUGAUGUUUUCAAUCUGAAUU
Carya illinoinensis is the source of this 2807-nucleotide messenger RNA. Its product is annotated as ubiquitin C-terminal hydrolase 12-like. Gene Ontology annotation, molecular function: protein binding. The transcript has 4 exons. NCBI's taxonomy places the organism in Eukaryota, Viridiplantae, Streptophyta, Magnoliopsida, Fagales, Juglandaceae. The record is from RefSeq and is a predicted model, not a curated record. Bases 1552 to 2196 code for a protein of 214 amino acids.